CCUUCAAAAGCAAAUCACAAAUCUCCAAACUUCUUCCAAUACAAAAAUCAAACACUUCAAACACUCUCAGAAAUCGAUAACUGUAGCAAUGGAAACCACCGGAAAAGUGAAGAAAGCUUUCGGAGGAAGGAAAGCCGGCGGUCCAAAAACCAAAUCGGUUUCCAAGUCGAUCAAAGCCGGUCUCCAAUUCCCGGUCGGAAGAAUCACUCGUUUCCUGAAGAAAGGACGAUACGCUCAGAGGCUCGGCGGUGGUGCUCCGGUUUACAUGGCCGCCGUCCUCGAAUACCUCGCCGCCGAAGUUUUGGAACUUGCUGGGAACGCUGCUAGAGACAACAAGAAGACGAGGAUCAUUCCGAGGCAUCUUCUUCUUGCGAUAAGGAACGAUGAAGAGUUGGGAAAGCUUCUGAGCGGAGUCACGAUCGCACACGGUGGUGUUUUGCCCAACAUCAACUCCGUUCUUUUGCCUAAGAAGACUGCUUCCAAAUCAACCGAAGAGAAGGCUUCCAAAUCACCAGCCAAGUCUCCUAAGAAAGCUUAAUUAGUUUCUUAAUGUUUUGUUGGUAGUUUGUAUUGGUCUUUGGUGAAUGUAGUUAAUCCAAGCUUUUUAAUCUUUAUGUAUUUGGUUUUUAAGCUUUGUUUUGUUCAGAUUUCAAUUCCUAAUUUAUAAGAUUUUUAUGUUCUAAUCUC
Messenger RNA from Camelina sativa (false flax), 687 nucleotides. Lineage: Eukaryota; Viridiplantae; Streptophyta; Magnoliopsida; Brassicales; Brassicaceae. The record is from RefSeq and is a predicted model, not a curated record.